AUGGUAUUUCUAAAGGUUUCGUCGUGGAAGAAAUUUCUGAGGUUUGGGCAAAAAGGUAAGCUUAGUCCGAGGUUCAUUGGCCCAUAUGAGGUUGCCAAACAGAUUGGACUGGUUGCUUAUCGUUUAUUGUUGCCGCUUGAGUUAGAGCGUACUCAUUACAUCUUCCAUGUCUCCAUGUUAUGGAAGUACAUAUAUGAUCCUUUUUAUGUUGUUCCUGUUAAGGAGAUCGAGGUUCGAUCUAAUCAUUCAUACGAGGAGGAACCGGUUGCGACCCUAGAUCGAAAAGUCAAUGUGUUAUGCAAUAAGACGGUUCUGUUCGUAACAGUUUUGUGCCGCAACCACAAGAUUGAGGAAGCCACUUGGGAGUCAAAAGAUGUGAUGAAAUGUUAG
Gossypium raimondii (Peruvian cotton) is the source of this 390-nucleotide messenger RNA. RefSeq lists its product as uncharacterized. The coding region runs from base 1 to 390 and encodes 129 amino acids. NCBI's taxonomy places the organism in Eukaryota, Viridiplantae, Streptophyta, Magnoliopsida, Malvales, Malvaceae. The transcript has a single exon. The record is from RefSeq and is a predicted model, not a curated record.